AUGUGCAGACGGAAAGUCAGCACGUUGCGCAGGGACAUAGGCGCGAUUCUCAUCCUCCUCUCCGCCCUCUCGUCCCUCAACUUCUCUCAGUUUUGGAUCAGCUCCUUCCUAGCGGAUCGCGAGCUGACGACGCUGCAGGCAGCAAUCAGCUCAGAUUGCACUCUGAUGCAAAGUACUCGGGACAUUCUACAGGCGAACUUCGUUGACUGGACGGGUAGAUCGAGGAAUAUACAGCAGCUGGCAACGUGCAGAGCUGAGGGAACGUUGACCGAUCGUCAGAUGAUUGACGGAGACACUUUGUCGGACGUUCUGAGGAGACUGGAUGACAAGUACACAAGACUUGUGUCAGAGACAGAGAUGAAGACAAUGAUGCGGCAGUUCGACAACCUUGGUGCUGGUAUGGUCUUGUCAACCAUGACAGUUGGCGAGAAGGGGGCAGACAGAGUGGAGAGUUGCGCAGGAGGAGACUUGUUCGUUGGAUACACGACUCGCGAUCAAGACGGUCUGCGUCGCGGGGAUCAAGUUGUUGGAAUCAACGGACGAGAUAUGAGGUGCCGUUCAAGGUUUGAAGCAGCGGAACUGUUGCAGACUUCGUCUGGGAUGAUGGAACUUGAAGUCAUCCGAGAGGGAAAGUCAGUACAAAACAAUCUCUUACUCCCUCAGCGCUCCUCGGUCUUUGCAACACGACACAAGACGGGGAGAGCAGCGCCCCUCUACCAUGAAGUCAAGCAGGUCAAGGGCAGGAAGGUAGCAUACGUCAAGGUCCCGCAGUUCACCGCUGGUGUUGCCCGAUCCUUUGACGCUGCUCUCGCAGAGGUGGAGGGUCAGGAUGUUGAGGCGCUAGUGCUCGAUGUGCGAGGGAACAAGGGCGGCCUUGUGUUUGAGGCGCAGCAGAUUGCUGGUUUGGUGCAUGGGGAAGGGAAGCCGUUUGUGCGAGUGAUUGGGAAAGGGGGGAGGAGUUGGAUGCUGAAGACAGAAGGCCUCGUUGACAAGAGAUCAGAUUUGUUGGCCAGCGACAUUCCGGUCGUUGUCCUGGUUGAUGAGGAGAGCGCGAGCGCUAGCGAGUUCCUUGCAGUCUCGCUGAGAGAGGAGAGGAACGCGAAGGUCUACGGCAAGAAGACCUUCGGCAAAGCUCUUGUUCAAGGUGGCAAGGGAAAGGAUUGGAUCCCGAUUCUGUAG
Messenger RNA from Guillardia theta CCMP2712, 1179 nucleotides. RefSeq lists its product as hypothetical. Lineage: Eukaryota; Cryptophyceae; Pyrenomonadales; Geminigeraceae. Gene Ontology annotation, molecular function: endopeptidase activity; serine-type peptidase activity; protein binding. The coding region runs from base 1 to 1179 and encodes 392 amino acids. The record is from RefSeq and is a predicted model, not a curated record. Gene Ontology annotation, biological process: proteolysis. The transcript is spliced from 6 exons.